Molecule: messenger RNA, 2584 nt
Organism: Cercospora beticola
Lineage: Eukaryota; Fungi; Ascomycota; Dothideomycetes; Mycosphaerellales; Mycosphaerellaceae
Source: RefSeq, a predicted model, not a curated record
UCUCACUUUCACUCCUGCUGCUCGUCCACGCCGCGGUCAGCGACGAUGCGGUGGAUGUUGAAAGCGCUGCCGACAUGACUGCACCUCUGUGAUUCACCACCCACGCAUGCAUCCACGCCGGACUUCGAGCACUUCCAUCGCUACAUAAGCUUCUCUGCAAGCGCACGCGAGACCCGCCAUGACCACCAAGUCCACGUCGAGGCACCAACGACCCGUCACAGUCUUUCCUGCCGUGUCAACUCAUGACCCUCCGCCUCGGCGCCAGAGCGUCGCCAUGAAGCCCUCGCCGCCUUCUCGUACUCACACCCACGCUCCCACUGCCAACCUGACCACCAGCGUCCCACUGCUGAGCCCCACCGAGAAAUACCUCAAAAGCUCCCUACACGCCAAAGCAAAGCACGGCAAAGAACGUAUGAGUUAUGCCGAGCUGUCGACGAGAGAAGUUGAGCAGUAUGCGCAGGCGCCGAUCGCGAGCGGGAGCAGCAUCACGCCUGACAUCGACGUCCGAGCUGGGAAAAGACGUCGACUUAGUGUCAGCAGAUAUGAGGAUGCCUGGCAGAGCGAAGAGGAUGCCCGUCUGCUCAAUAAGGCAUUCCGUAACGCCGAGGACAAUCUCGUCGUCAAAGACGCCCAGAUUGCAGCCCUGCGGCAAGAACUACUGCAUGCGCAGACCUCACAUCACCGGAAAGAAUCCGAGUUGCGACAGGAUCUGCUUUUCCUGCACAUCAUGGCUCAGCAGCGCGCCACUCGCGACCACGAGAAGGAGAAGAUUGGCCUACACCGCUUGGUCGCGUUCCUCCGAGUCGAUCACGAAAAGCAAACCGAAACAUUGAAAGAGCAGCAUCGCAGCGAACUGGAGAGCGAGCGGACACGGCAUCAACAAGCUCUAGCACAAGCUCUCAAGGAGAAGCAGCAUGCCGUCGAUCGCUCGCAUUCGGCCUAUCUGCAAGUCCAAAACAUGCACACCGUCAUGGAACACGCCAAUGCCGUAGCUAAGACCUUCGAAAGUGAUCUGGACGACUUGCGCCGACUAGAUAUCGAGGAGGCAGAGCAGCGGGAGAAGGACCGGCGGGGACUUCCGCCAUCAUAUGACUCUAUCUCAGCCAUCGACAAAUAUAUCUCUCCGUACGGCGCCAAUCGAAAUCGUGACAACGGGACACUAGACCUAGACAACAUUGAAACGACCAUCACCUCCAACUUCAUGCGCGAUCUCCGAGCGGCGAAUCGAACAUCUCUAGCAUUGCGUGAGCACGAAGAACGCUCACGCGCUUGUGGCGCAGGUUCCAUGCUGUUUCACAGUGCUAUGCUGGCCUUUGCAACUGCAUGUCAACAUCUUCGAUCUCUGCUUGAGAACGCAAUCGAAAGUCAUUUAGAGCCGAACAAAUCCUGUGGCAUCGUGGACAACAACGAAGGACCGCCGCGACAGUCAAGCAGAUCUGCGGAAUUUGACGUAAAUUCUCCCGUCUUCAAGCUCCCGACCCUUGCAGAGCUCGGUAUUCCUGUACAUCUGGGCCCUGCCCCGGCAUCGAGCGACACACGAACGGUCGAGCAUCCCAUUGACUUGUUCCGCCGGGCGCCGGCAGCGCCUAUUCCGAGCAUCAACGAGAUGACGCCCUUGCCAGGAGUGGACGCCAUCAUCGCUGUAACGGAUCGUAUCUCAAACACGAUCUUCGACCUGUGCACACAUGUCUUCGCCGCCCUUGACGUGAGAGAAUACUGCUCGGAGAAGUUGUGCAACAAUAAAUGCAUUCGGUUGGGUCAAUGGCUUCGCCUAGCUGAUGACACUCUCCUACAGUGCCUUAAGCGAAGGCUAGAGGCAACCGCAGUGGAGGAUGUCUUCUUGAAGCAAGUGGAUCAAUCGUUGACGUGCGAAAAGUGCAAGUCGGACCACUGCGGAGGCUACUGCUUACGCCUACAUAUGCUCAGCUACAACAUCACUCGGCUGAAGUCGAUCCGGCGUACUCUUGACAAGGUCUCCAGCUCUACUCGUGCUGGUGUAUACUUCAACGACACGAUGAAUUGGCUCAGGGACAAUCUGGAAAAGGAACGUGAGCUGUCGGCCAAAGCCGCUCUACCUCCAGGGCGGCAGGUCACGCCUGUCAUGACCGAUGAAGAAAUGGCACUUGCAAUGCAGUAUUCGGUAUUGGACGCGACGCAAGCUGCAGCUCAGCGAGCGAUCCAAAGAGAGGACCCACCAGAUGAGGUUGCGCGGCGGCUACAAGCCGUUCGCGAUUUGCACUUUCCAGGACCACGCUACAGAAUCGUGUCUGCGAUAGACGGAACGUCCUCCACGCCUUCGUCUCCUGCUGGCGAAAGUGAUUCUGGUCAAAGACACGCAAGUGCGGGUCAAAGCAAUGAUCGGAUUGAGACUUUCGUGAACAGAGCGCACAGGCAUGCUGAGCCACCUGGUGUGUCGAGUUCUGGUACACGCACUAGUUCGAGCCUCGCCGGUGACCGAAGCGCAUUGCUGUUCCAUGAUGGAUCACCCAGACCUUCGGCGUCUGGCGUGCAGACUAGGGCUCAGCAUCGAAUGGCUGCGAGGAUGAGGCAGCAGUCUGAUUACUUGCAGGAUGAUGACGUCUGA